Ambispora gerdemannii is the source of this 1992-nucleotide messenger RNA. Lineage: Eukaryota; Fungi; Glomeromycota; Glomeromycetes; Archaeosporales; Ambisporaceae. The record is from the annotation of a GenBank genome assembly.
AUGACAAAAUAUGUUCGAAUCGGAACUGAAGAGUCUAUUCAUCUUCAGUCAAAAUCAUUUUUACUGGCAAUUAUCGUCAUAACAAUCCUUAUACUUUUAUUUAAAAGUAAAGAUCUCGCGCAUAUUUCAAAAAUUGAAGCAAACGAGGAUUGUGUCUCAACUUCCAAUGUCUCAAAAACAUUUGGAUUUCACAAUUAUACAGAAUACCUGCGCGGUGAAAUUCCACUUAUAAUUGCAGAAAUUGCGCGUGUUGUGGCCGAUCAAUUGAUGGUCGAGUUUGGUGGUCGUCGAGUCUACAUGGUGAUCAAUCAUCUGAACCAACGUAAAGUGGACGUCAAUCGACCUUAUGAGCAAGGUACAGAACCGAAUAAGACUUCUCCGAUAGAUUUUUCAAAAUCGCAGAUUGCUUGGAAAAGCUAUCAUGAAUUUUUGAAGAGUGCCGUCGAUGAAGUGGAAGCUCGUUUUGGGAGAGGAUUAGUGAUUGAUUUUCAUGGUCACGAUCAUAAAAAAGAAUAUAUUGAAGUUGGAUAUCUUUUACCAGUACAUUCACUCGCGCUCCCAACUCAUACACUCAACACAAACUCUUCAAUUCAUAACUCUUCGAGCAUUCGCUCGCUAUACUAUCGAAUGAUCGACGCACAAAUCACAUUCACGUCUUUAAUUCGCGCCGAUGUUCUAUCGUUAGGCGGUCGCCUACAAACGUUGGGUUAUCAUACAGUUCCAUCACAAGCUCAUCAUUAUCCAAUGCCUCACAAAAGUUAUCUGCCGGAUGGCGGUGGUUAUUCUAUUCGCACGUAUGGUUCGUCAAAUGGAAGAAAAGUUGACGCCGUGCAAUUAGAAUUACCAAAGAAAUUCCGAAUUGGAAUUGAAGCGUCACAUCGAUUUGUUGUUGAUUUGGUUGAAGCGAUAACCUGGUUCUUUAAAACGUACUAUUGGGGUCGCAUAGGAUGCUUAGAAUACCUAAGACGCCGAAAUGAUCCUUCACAAAAUGUUCAAAACAACCGACAAAAGCAUGAAUCAACACGAGCAGAAAUUUCUGUUGCCGCUUUGCUAAUUCUUACAAUUCUCUAUCACCUUUACAAUCUCUUAAUCUCCGUACCCGAGAACAUUUUCAGUACACUAAGAACUUCACUAAGAACUCCCACCUUCAAACUGAAAGCUUUGCUCGGAACCGAGCCAAAAAGAUACACAGAACCCGAGAUUGACAUAAUACUAACAAAAUUUGCAUCGCUCGAAAACAGAUACUUGUACGCCUCUUAUGGUCAUGAAGCUUUUCUCGAUUGUACUUAUUGUCGUGAUGCGACCGAUUACCUUUACUACAUUCUGCCAAAAAUCACAUUUUCAUAUGUUGUCAUGGUGGCAAUAAUAGGUCUUGCGACAACGCUUCGACGAAAGCAAGACUAUCGAACAUACUGUGUUGUAUUUCUCGUGGCCUGUGGAGCAUUUGAUAUCUAUUCAUAUGCAACACUUGAUCUUCGACUCUUGAUUUCAAAUUCUGCGAUAUCCAAUGAUUACUAUCACUACUCAACAGCCGAUUUCUAUCGUCGGUUAGCAUUUUUGGGUGUCUCGUUCGCGAUAUUAAUUCUGAACAAGACCGACGUAAGAACCGAAGCAGAAAUUUUGCUUGAUCUGCAGAGAUCUCAAGAAUAUGUGUUGGUGAGAUUACAAGGUGCGACUUUGCAACGUGCUGCGAUUUUGAGGGAUUCUGGAUUACGAAAAGCGUAUGUCGAUUAUUAUAAACGGGUGGAAGUGGAUGAGGGUAUGGUUUACUCGGAUCCAGAAUAUAAAAAGGCGAGGGCAGCUGCUUUGGCUAAAUUGAAUGUGGAAAAUAUUGCAAGAGAUGCAGAAUUAUAUGUAGAAAAUUUAACGAGGGUCAGGGAAAGUGAAGGGAUGUUGACUAAUAGAGAUCAGAAUGAUAUGUACAGAGCUACCACAACAAAUUCAAAUUUGGUUGGUGGAGGCGCUAGCAGGCUCAGCAGUGGCGGCUUAUAA